ACCAGCCACCUCUUGAUGGCAGGCAUGAGGAGGCAGAGAAGGAGAGGCAACGAACCCCUAGUCAGCAAAGGCGGAGAAGGAAAAGGCUCCAUUCAUUAUAUAUGUGUUUUCCAAGGUUUUCCAUCUGGGCAUAAGGCACGCCAAGACCCCAUUGUGGGUUCAACCUUGUCCGGCCUAUGAGCCUUCUCAACGGAGGGUUUUUGUUGGGUUUAAGGGGCUUAAGAAAAGGGCAGGGAGUGCCGAAGAGAAAGAAAAGCUAAAGACAUCGUCUUUCUCAGAACACAGAUCCCUAUGGAGUGCAGGGGGGUGGGGAAUUUAACCAGCAUUUGUUUGGUGGGAACUCAUUCCUUUUGCUUGGUUUAAAGGGACUACUAGUGUUCUCCACAAUGGUUUUGCCAUGCUCCUCCACAGUGAGUUGUGAGGCAUAGGAAAAAUACACAGAUAUUCAUACAGAUUUCCACCAUGGAGCUCACUGGGGUUUGAACACAAAACCCCAAGCCUCAAAUGGUGGAAAUCAAGAAGGGAUGGGUAUGAUUAGAGUGUGUACUCUCCAAUGAUUGAGCUGCCUCGCCUUGGGUCUUGCUACAAUCUUCUUUGUAGUGUGAGGGAGGAAGAUGAAGUCCAUGAACAAUAAUAACUGGUUGGGAUUUUCUCUCUCCCCCCACAUGAGCAUGGAGGUGUCUGCUGACCCACACCAGCAGCCAAAUAGUCAGAGCCAUCAUCACCAAUCUCAGCCCGCACCUGCUGCCGUCUCUUCUGGCAACUUCUUCCUCUCUCCUCCUCACUUGAGCAGCUCCGGCAUUUGUUAUGGCGUUGGAGAGAACGGAGGAUUCUAUUCUCAGCUAUCUUCCAUGCCACUCAAGUCUGAUGGCUCUCUUUGCAUCAUGGAAGCACUCAGCAGAUCACAGCAAGAAGGAAUGGUGCCAUCUCCAUUCCCAAAACUGGAAGACUUCUUAGGCUGUGGUCCAAACAUGGGGACCCAUCAGUAUGGGAACAGUGACAGGGGAGCAAUGGCUUUAAGCUUAGACAGCAUGUACUACCAUCAAAACCCAGAGUCUGAGGGCAACAGAGGUCAUCCUCUAGACCUCCUCCAACAACCCUAUAGGCAGCACCUUCAAGUCCAACAGCAGCAGCAGCAGCCCCCUCCUCCUUACUUCCAGCCAUUGCAGGAAGGGAUGUGCUCUGUGCUCACAGGCCAUGAGAUGUAUCAACCACCACUGGAAGAGGAACAAAUGGGAGGUGGUGGGAUUCCGGGAUUGAAGAACUGGGUCACCAGGAGCUUCAGCGCUGGCAACAACGGGCUGGGUGAGGAAGGGGGUGUGGGAUCUGGUGGUCCUCUUGGUGCAAUGGGGUAUGGGGACUUGCAGUCUUUGAGCUUGUCCAUGAGCCCUGGUUCACAGUCCAGUUGUGUCACAGCUCCCCAGCAUAUCCCUCCUCCUGCAAACGACUACAUGGCUUUAGAUGGAAGUAAGAAGAGAGGGACUGGGAAGGGGGGCCAAAAGCAGCCAGUUCAUAGGAAAUCCAUCGAUACAUUUGGCCAGAGAACAUCUCAGUAUAGAGGUGUCACAAGGCAUAGGUGGACUGGUAGGUAUGAAGCCCAUCUGUGGGACAAUAGUUGCAAGAAGGAAGGCCAAACAAGGAAAGGAAGACAAGUUUACUUGGGGGGGUAUGACAUGGAAGAGAAAGCUGCAAGAGCCUAUGACUUGGCUGCCCUCAAAUACUGGGGACCUUCCACACAUAUCAACUUCCCGUUGGAAGAUUAUCAACAAGAACUCGAGGAAAUGAAGAACAUGAGUCGGCAAGAAUAUGUUGCUCAUUUGAGAAGAAAAAGUAGUGGGUUCUCACGAGGAGCUUCUAUGUACCGAGGCGUGACGAGGCACCACCAGCAUGGAAGAUGGCAAGCUCGAAUUGGGAGGGUUUCAGGAAACAAAGAUCUUUAUCUUGGAACCUUCAGUACUCAAGAGGAAGCAGCUGAGGCUUAUGACAUUGCUGCAAUUAAAUUCCGAGGAGUGAAUGCCGUCACCAACUUCGACAUAACAAGAUACGAUGUCGAAAAGAUCAUGGCGAGCAGCACUCUGCUUUCCGGCGAACUUGCCAGGAAAAACAAAGAUGCAGAAGCUCGCGACGAUGCUCCUUCGGUCCAAAACAGCAGCAGAGAGCUUAAUUUGACUGAAGACAACAGCAGUGGUGGUUCUGAUUGGAAGAUGUCACUCUAUCAAUCCCCUCAUCAAACAUCACCGAUCUCAGAAGAACAUGGUGGGCAACUGAUACCAGGUGGUGAUGCAUUUCGAAGCCCAUCCUACUCAACCAGUCUUCAUGGUCUGGUUGGCAUGGACACAGUGGGUUCGGCGCAGGGGAUCGAUAAUUCUGGGAAUUUGGGGAAUGCUCAUCUAUCAAAUGCAUCAUCAUUGGUGACUAGCUCGAGCAACUCCAGGGAAGGGAGUCCUGAUCGAGGUGGUCUCUGCAUGCUCUUUGCCAAGCCCUCACCAAGGCUCGUUAAUUCCACACCAGUUAAUUCAUGGAUUCCAUCGACCGGGCUAAGGACGACAAUGCCGAUGUCUCACAUGCCGGUGUUUGCUGCUUGGACCGAUUCUUAAACCUCUGCUAUCAUGGUAGCAGCAUGUUUAAGAGUUGUUGAUGAAGAAACAGGGAGUGAAAGCAAGUAGGACUGGAAGAUGAAGGAGGUAGGUGGUUUUAUUAGCUGUUUGUAGUUGAGAUUAGUGGUGCAUGAGAUCUUUAAAAUGGAGCAGGUCUCUGUCCUUUUCCAGUGGUUGUAACUGUUUGCAACUCGUCUUUUGGGCCAUGGGGGGAAGGGUUUUGACAUGGGGGGGCGCCUGGAGGUUUAAGGGCAAUGAUUUCACUGUAUCUGUAAUGGAAUGAUGUUGGUAAUUUGGGUGGUCCAUUCUAAUGUUUAACCUGCUUUU
Messenger RNA from Phoenix dactylifera (date palm), 2924 nucleotides. The record is from RefSeq and is a predicted model, not a curated record. NCBI's taxonomy places the organism in Eukaryota, Viridiplantae, Streptophyta, Magnoliopsida, Arecales, Arecaceae.